Sebastes umbrosus (honeycomb rockfish) is the source of this 1602-nucleotide messenger RNA. RefSeq names its product ChaC, cation transport regulator homolog 1 (E. coli) (gene chac1). Gene Ontology annotation, biological process: glutathione catabolic process. Gene Ontology annotation, molecular function: glutathione specific gamma-glutamylcyclotransferase activity; gamma-glutamylcyclotransferase activity. NCBI's taxonomy places the organism in Eukaryota, Metazoa, Chordata, Actinopteri, Perciformes, Sebastidae. Gene Ontology annotation, cellular component: cytoplasm. The record is from RefSeq and is a predicted model, not a curated record. The transcript is spliced from 3 exons. Bases 440 to 1051 code for a protein of 203 amino acids.
GCUGCGCCAUGUUAUCGAGGAGGAAACGCUUCAAACCAACCGCCGCUUCUUGUCCCGUCGGGGAAGAUUAACAUCCAAGAAACGCCAUUAUUACCACCAAAACCUUCAUCUUUUUCAUUCGUCAGCGUUAAAUUCGCGAUGUCACACGUUUUGUGAUUGUUUUUGCUUGGUUUUAAAGGCAUUAGGCGGUGGUAGCCAUGGAUUUUUAAGGUCAUAAUGCGGCGACUGUAACGCAACGGCAAUGCAUAGUGCUAGGCAACACCAUCACCUGCGAACCUCCAUCUUCGCACCUCGCUCUAAUACCGUCCGCGGUAUACCUGCGAGCCAGCCGGUACCGCUGCUGCUGGACCGGAGGAAGAUAACACUAGGUAGCUAGUUAUCUAUCUAAUAACAUCAAUUUGUUAUCCAUCUAUUCAUCUGAACGUCGUCAACACACAACAUGAAGCCUCAAGACAUCACCGCCGUGAAGAGCAGCAGCAGCCCCAGCCUGUGGAUCUUCGGGUACGGGUCGCUGGUGUGGAAGCCUGACUUCAGGUACAAGAGGAGCCAGGUGGGCUACGUUCAAGGCUACAAGAGACGCUUCUGGCACGGAGACAACUUCCACCGCGGGAACAAUGAGUUGCCCGGAAGAGUGGUGACGCUGAUUGAAGAUGAUGACGAGAGCACUUGGGGUGUGGCGUUCGAGGUGACGGGCUCUCAAGUCGAGGAGUCCCUGAAGUACCUGAAUGUGCGCGAGACGGCCUGCGGGGGCUACGUCACCAAGAUGGUGGAUUUCUUCCCCGAGGGGGAGGAGGAGAAGAAGCAGCCUCCGGUUCAGGCGCUGGUGUACAUCGCCACCUCGGACAACGCCCUGUACCUGGGGCCGGCCAGCCCGGAGAUGAUCGGCGUCCAGAUCGCCGUGUGCAGAGGGAAGACGGGCCACAACCUGGAGUAUCUGCUCCGGCUGGCCAAGUUCAUGAGGAGCAGCUGCCCGCACGUGGAGGACCAUCACCUGUUCUCCAUCGAGGCGGCGGCGCUGACCGCGGUGUCCUAUCUGUUAGCAGCCCAGUAGCUCGUACCCCUUUGUCUCACUAGCUCAUAUAGUGGAUGAAUACAUUUACACUACACACUAACAUUGAGGCUUGUCACCUGUCAUACCACUUCAUCUAUGUUUCAUGUUGUGAAAUGGACCAUCCAGUGUACUUGAAUCCAUUGAAUAAUACUGACGUGUUAACAAAAGGGAAGCAUGUCAUCAAGUGUUUUUUUUCCGAAGCAUUAUGCAGUGUUGAUGAAGCAUGUUGUAAUGUUAACACCUGGUACAUGUUUGUACAUCUGUUACGAAAUUUAUGAUGACUGGAUUGUUAACUGUAAACAUCUGUACACUGCUGUCUUUUAAAAGGCACAUUAACGUUUUUUUUAUUAUUUGCACAGCUCUGAUUCCGUCCGCUCCACACAGACGGUACAGCAAUUAAUUGUGGUGAUGGUUGAAACGGUUUGCAAUUCACCAAGUGGCUGCUGUGUUUUUUUUUCUUUUCUUUUUUUAAAGGUGCAGACUGUUUUUUAAGAAGUUGCUUGUGGCAACUUUUUCAUCCAGUUACAAACACCAAUAAAAAGUGAAAAGAA